AUGCAUUGAAAAGCAGCAAUCCCCACUGAAAUCCGGGGUAUUUUUUUCGGGUACAAACAAACAACCAUUCCUUCGAGCUUCUAAAGCCCUCUCUGUCUUCACAACCCUCCAUUAGCAAUGCUCGCCCCCCACCCCUCUGCAAGCCAGGGAGGUGGGGCGCCUUCCCUGCGCUUGCGCCCAGCGCGGAGGGAGUCGCUGGGAAGAGCCUCCGGCCUCUCUAUAAAAGCCCCUGCUGCGGCGCUUCCCUCCCCAGAUCGUCCUCAGCCUUUGGCUGUCGUCUUCCAGCUCUUGCUUCAACAGUGCUUGAACGGAGCAGGGUCGCGGCCGCCCCAUCCUUCCAUCUCUCCGCCAGACCAGCAAAACCAGCCUCCCUCCAUCUGCGCCAUGAGCUCCCAGGUCCGCCAGAACUACCACGCCGAGAGUGAAGCUGGGGUGAACCGCUUGGUCAAUCAGUUCCUCCAUGCCAGCUACGCCUAUCUGUCCUUGGGUUUUUAUUUCACCCGGGAUGAUGUGGCUCUGUCCAAGUUUGCAUCCUUUUUCCGACACGUGUUUGAGGAGAAACACGAACAAGCUGAGAAACUCCUGACCUUCCAGAACCGUCGUGGAGGGAGAGUUGUUCUGCAGGAUGUUAAAAAACCGGAGCAGGAUGAAUGGGGGAAUGGAGCCUCUGCCAUGGCCUUCGCCCUUCAGCUGGAGAAGAGUGUGAACCAGGCCCUGCUGGAUCUGCACCAGAUUGCUUCUCGCCAUGUGGAUCCUCAUCUGUGUGACUUCCUAGAGACUCACUACCUUGAUGAGGAGGUGAAGCUGAUCAAGAAGCUGGGGGAUCACGUGACCAACCUGAAGCGGGUGCGUGCCAGCGAGGACGGCCUGGGCGAGUACCUCUUCGAUCGCCUCACCUUGGGCGAGUCCAGCGACUGAGCUGCAGAGUUGCUGGUUCCCUCCAGAGUCCUCCCACCAACUUGUCCAGUUGUGUUGCUCUAAUUUGUCAUGUGUUUGUGUUUAAAAGUUUUUUUUUUUUAAAAGCUGGCUGUUCAGUGAAGAGACAUGCCUCUGUACCCUGCGCAUCUUGGGGGGAGUCUGUAACUGGCAUUAAAUCUUGGCAUUAAGCACUACA
Molecule: messenger RNA, 1114 nt
Organism: Heteronotia binoei (common prickly gecko)
Lineage: Eukaryota; Metazoa; Chordata; Lepidosauria; Squamata; Gekkonidae
Product: ferritin light chain, oocyte isoform-like
Exons: 4
Coding region: 118-918 (266 amino acids)
Biological process (GO): intracellular iron ion homeostasis; iron ion transport
Cellular component (GO): cytoplasm
Molecular function (GO): ferrous iron binding; ferric iron binding
Source: RefSeq, a predicted model, not a curated record